AUGUCACCAUCCGCUCUUCGGAUGGCACUGUUGACAUUCGAUGAACGAUCGAAAGCAUCAGUGAUUCGAUUAGCACGUCUGCUAGCAGCAUUCUACCUCGGUUUCCCGUUAUUCGAUUUUAACUUAUUAUUAUUAUUAUUAUUAUUAUUAUUAUUAUUAUUAUUAUUAUUAUUAUUAUUAUUAUUAUUAUUAUUAUUAUUAUUAUUAUUAUUAUUAUUAUUAUUAUUAUUAUUAUUAUUAUUAUUAUUAUUAUUAUUAUUAUUAUUAUUAUUAUUAUUAUUAUUAUUAUUAUUAUUAUUAUUAUUAUUAUUAUUAUUAUUAUUAUUAUUAUUAUUAUUAUUAUUAUUAUUAUUAUUAUUAUUAUUAUUAUUAUUAUUAUUAUUAUUAUUAUUAUUAUUAUUAUUAUUAUUAUUAUUAUUAUUAUUAUUAUUAUUAUUAUUAUUAUUAUUAUUAUUAUUAUUAUUAUUAUUAUUAUUAUUAUUAUUAUUAUUAUUAUUAUUAUUAUUAUUAUUAUUAUUAUUAUUAUUAUUAUUAUUAUUAUUAUUAUUAUUAUUAUUAUUAUUAUUAUUAUUAUUAUUAUUAUUAUUAUUAUUAUUAUUAUUAUUAUUAUUAUUAUUAUUAUUAUUAUUAUUAUUAUUAUUAUUAUUAUUAUUAUUAUUAUUAUUAUUAUUAUUAUUAUUAUUAUUAUUAUUAUUAUUAUUAUUAUUAUUAUUAUUAUUAUUAUUAUUAUUAUUAUUAUUAUUAUUAUUAUUAUUAUUAUUAUUAUUAUUAUUAUUAUUAUUAUUAUUAUUAUUAUUAUUAUUAUUAUUAUUAUUAUUAUUAUUAUUAUUAUUAUUAUUAUUAUUAUUAUUAUUAUUAUUAUUAUUAUUAUUAUUAUUAUUAUUAUUAUUAUUAUUAUUAUUAUUAUUAUUAUUAUUAUUAUCAUUAUUAUUAUUAUUAUUAUUAUUAUUAUUAUUAUUAUUAUUAUUAUUAUUAUUAUUAUUAUUAUUAUUAUUAUUAUUAUUAUUAUUAUUAUUAUUAUUAUUAUUAUUAUUAUUAUUAUUAUUAUUAUUAUUAUUAUUAUUAUUAUUAUUAUUAUUAUUAUUAUUAUUAUUAUUAUUAUUAUUAUUAUUAUUAUUGCACGAUACCGUACUCAACUUGACAACAAGUUUCCUGGAAGAACUACGGACGAAACAACUUCGUACACAAGUGGAAAAUAUCAUCGUGAAUACGAGUACAUCUGCUCCUUGUGCAGCACUUGGUCACAGAUACGUGCAGUCCUUGCUAGAAAUCGAGAUCUUCUACGAUACGAGAGAUUUACACGAAAUGCAAAUGUUCGUCGUUUCACAGUUGGAACUGUUGUUCGCUCAACUUCCACUGCGAGUACAGGAUCUGUCAGUUCUUCCUCGACCACCCGUGUAUUGCUAUCAGAGUCAUAGAGACGGCUCUCUCGAAUCGAAAAUUCAUUCAACAAUGCAUUGCUACAUGCAGAUAUUAUUCAUAUCGCUUCAAAAGACAAAUCGGAUGAACUUAGAGAUCAAUAGGAUAAACGAAUUGAUCAACGAUGAAGCGACAACAGCCCCGUCACCUUCACUGCUCAUACAAGCUUUGUUGUUGGUGCUUAGGACGACUUAUCGUGACAUGUUCAGUAUGGCUGUGAUGGAGAAUCGGGCUGAUUUGUCCCUCAUCGCUGCCAAAUACAACGCGGUCGUAGCUGCUGUAGAUUGUGAUGAAGGAAACAUUCAUUUGAAGUCAUGGCUUGCAUUGGCAUCACCAGAAGAUCUUGAACACGUCAGCAGAUUUCUCACGUUCCUCAGUGAGGGAUUUCCAGAAAAGAACGAUCUUCCUCCAUUAAGAAGCCCUACACGAUCACUUUGGCGUGCUGCUAUGUUGCCGAAAGAGUGUAAAGUACCGAAGAGGACUGACUGGCUCUCUGGAGUGACAAUAUCUGCUCAUAAGGUUGGAAAAUUCACCUACGACAAAAUGGCGUUCGCAGCGACAGAAUGGACAACGCCGUUGAUCCACGAUCCUUCGCUCAUCCCAAUGCUCCUACACCUCGUACCUGCUGAUUUUUGCUCACCGUCUUCGACCGUAUCGCAGCGUUCCUGCAUGUCGGCACGUCCGACAUUCACUAGUGCCUUCAACGAACCAACCACAGAGAGGAUUUUCUCUCCAAAAAGAGAUGUUGUAGCUCUUUACGCUGAACGAGGGAGAAGACUAAUGGAAAAGAAUGGUAGUUGGCCAACGAAAACUGCAUACAGCGCGCAACUUCGGUCAAUCCGUGAAAAAUUGAAGAGAAACAUUAGUAUUCAACGUAACUUGAAAGAAGAUAUCAAUGAUGAGAGAAGUUUUGUGGAAAGUCUACCCUCGAGCAGAAAUUUUGAGGACGGAACGGGAUUUUGGGGGAGGUCGGAAUUUUCAGCGCGUGUGAAAACCGAUAAGUUACGCAGCGACAAAUUUCUGGAACAUUCCGCUGAAGAAAUCACCAGAGAUCUGCGGACGCUAAGCACGAAAAUGAACAAAAUCCAGUCUAGCAAUAAACUCUGGGAACAAGACAUCAUGGAUGGAAAUUCUUCGGUCACUGGCUUUCCAGAAACGAAGCAACCACCAGAAGCGGUUGAAUCCAGCAGCGAGCGUAGCGUCGAUGAGGAGGAAGUGGAAGAUCUUCCCUUAAACUACGAGCAGACGGCUCCCUCAAAUAAUCCCCUGCCUAAAAUGGAAAAACUUGACUUCACUUUACUUUCACCAACUGUUAACGUGGGAAGGCAAGGUGUUUCAAAAGAACUCUCAGAAAAACCGCCAUCAAGAACACUCGUCACUCAUCCGGAAUGGAUGCGACUCAUAUCGCUUGAGGAAGUGAACUCGACCAAACCACUUCUGCUUCAGUACAGCCCUCGUAAGGAAAAAAACUCGAGAGCGGAGACAAGCACCCAAACGGGCGUUUUUCAAAGAGACCUCAGUGAAAAAGGCUGCCAAACGAAAGAGGAGGAACGAGUUCCACCUGAUAGCGGAUUUCUGGACACUAUGGAUAGAUCUCCGAGGAAAAAAAUGGAAAUAAUUCAAUCGAUGUCUAUGAAAAGAAAUCGUCGAGCCUUCAGUACCACGUCAUUAUUGAACGAAACGCCAGAAAAAUCCAGCGGAGAGGAUUUCAUCAGUUGA
Necator americanus (New World hookworm) is the source of this 3138-nucleotide messenger RNA. RefSeq lists its product as uncharacterized. NCBI's taxonomy places the organism in Eukaryota, Metazoa, Nematoda, Chromadorea, Rhabditida, Ancylostomatidae. The coding region runs from base 1 to 3138 and encodes 1045 amino acids. The record is from RefSeq and is a predicted model, not a curated record. The transcript is spliced from 12 exons.